Molecule: messenger RNA, 2270 nt
Organism: Helicoverpa zea (corn earworm)
Lineage: Eukaryota; Metazoa; Arthropoda; Insecta; Lepidoptera; Noctuidae
Gene: Aldh
Product: aldehyde dehydrogenase, mitochondrial
Exons: 11
Coding region: 95-1627 (510 amino acids)
Molecular function (GO): aldehyde dehydrogenase (NAD+) activity
Source: RefSeq, a predicted model, not a curated record
CGCCAACGCGGUGCGCGGGAACUUGGAAAACUGCCAGUUUUGCACUUGCCAGUUCCGUGUUCGUAACAGUAGAAUUAGCACGUAUUUCUACAACAUGUUACGCCAAUUAAGCAAAGUGGUCCAGCAAAAGGCGAGAUUCGCUACAGCUGCGGUCCCUGCUCCUCAAACGAACCCAGAGAUUUUAUACACCGGGUUAUUCAUCAACAAUGAAUGGGUGAAGUCAUCGGAUGGCAAGACGUUCAAGACUGAGAACCCCAGCAAUGGCAAAGUGAUUGCAGAUGUACAGCAGGCCAGCAAGACUGAUGUGGACAAGGCUGUCAAAGCGGCUAAGGAUGCCUUUAAGCUGGGUUCGCCGUGGAGGAAGAUGGACGCCUCCGAGCGAGGAUACCUCCUCAGCAAGCUAGCUGAUCUUGUUGAGAGGGACAGGACUUACUUGGCUAGUCUAGAAACCCUGGACAACGGUAAGCCCUACACGGCGGCUUACUACGGUGACGUGCAGGCAGUUAUCAAGAACUUGCGCUACUACGCCGGCUGGGCCGACAAGAGUCACGGCCUGGUCCUGCCAAUGGACGGCAAACACUUCGCUUAUACUAGGCAUGAGCCUGUUGGUGUAUGCGGUCAGAUAAUCCCAUGGAACUUCCCUCUCCUGAUGGCAGCAUGGAAGCUAGGCCCUGCCCUAGCGGCCGGCUGCACGGUCGUCAUGAAACCGGCCGAACAGACGCCUCUUACUGCGCUAUAUCUCGCUCAGUUGGUUAAGGAAGCUGGUUUCCCCGAGGGUGUUGUGAACAUGCUGCCCGGUUUCGGCGACGCGGGCGCAGCUCUCGUCGACCAUCCCGAUGUCGACAAAAUCGCUUUCACUGGUUCAACCGAAGUAGGCAAGUUAAUCCAGCGCAACUCGGCUGGCACAGUGAAGCGCAUUACGCUGGAGUUGGGAGGGAAGUCUCCUAACAUCAUCUUCGCGGACACUAACCUUGAGAGAGCGGUGGAGGCUGCACAUUUCGCUCUAUUCUUCAAUAUGGGACAGUGUUGCUGUGCUGGUUCCCGCACAUUCGUGGAGGACAAGAUCUACGACAAGUUCGUGGAGCUGUCCGCCGAGCGAGCCAAGCGACGCGUCGUCGGGGACCCCUUCAAGCCUGACACCGAACAGGGACCACAGAUCGACCUAGAGCAGCAGACCCGCAUCCUAAACCUGAUAGAGUCAGGCAAGCAGCAGGGCGCCAGGCUGGUGGCGGGCGGCGGCAAGGGAGCUGAUGCCGGCUACUUCGUGCAGCCCACUGUCUUCAGCGACGUGCACGACACCAUGGACAUCGCCACCACUGAGAUCUUCGGCCCCGUGCAGCAGAUCCUGAAGUUCUCUCAGCUGGACGAGGUGGUGGAGCGAGCCAACAACUCGCUGUACGGACUCGCGGCCGCUGUCUUCACACAGGACAUCGACAAGGCUAACUAUGUAGUGCAGCGACUUCGCGCCGGCACAGUGUGGGUGAACGAUUACAACGUGCUAAGCAACCAGGUUCCCUUCGGCGGUUACAAGCAAUCCGGCAUCGGACGCGAGAACGGACCCUACGGCAUCAAGAACUACACGGAAGUUAAGGCUGUCAUCACUAAACUUACUGAUAAAACAUCGUAAACAUAAGAGUAAAAUUAAGGUGAAAUAGUGAGUGUUUGGUGAGGAGUGGUAAAAGUUAUCAAUAUUUUUAUUCGUACUGGCGUAAUUUUAUAAAGCCUUCAUACAUUCAGUUGUAUUCAAGAUUUUUUCCAGCAAUUUUUGAAGGUUUUAUUUGUUUUAGUAGUGAUAUAAUAAAUAUCGAUAACUUGUUAUCUAGUGCUAAGCAUUCUGUCUCACUCAAGACAUUCGCACAAAUAUCGUAAUAUGUAUAUUUCGAUAUGUAUUUUGUACGAAUUCAACUCACAAAUUAUUGAAGAAUAAUUCGUAAGUUGUAUCGUUAUUAAUGAAUACUCUAUUUUUAAUGCUCUGUAAAUGUUAAUUAAUAUUGAACACUAAAAAAGUUAAUCUAUACAAAUACAAUUUGUGUCGGUAAACUUUUGCAUUUGCUAUUUUAUGUGAACAAUGUUUUGCAUUUACCCGGUAAAGAGGCUGAGAUAUGUAGAACCAAUGAAAUUGAUUCCAAAUGUCUUCCAAUAUAGACAAGUAAAACGUAUGUAUCUUAUGAAGCACAAUGUAUAUUUCCAUUAAUCAUUGUAAAGUGCCAUUUACUUUUUUCUAUGUUAUCCUAUAUUUUUGAAGAAAAAAAUAAAAAGCCAAAAAUUAA